UAGAAAAUCUUUAAAUGUUUUUAUAAUGGCGGUAAUUGUUGUGAAGUUAUGUGUCGUGAAGCAAUCUGUUCUCCUAUGUGGAGCUUAAAUAUAAAAACACGGCGAAGAAGAGAAGGACUGUGAUGUGUUAUGGCUUUUGAAUGGUAUGUUCCAGUUGGAAUAACAUUCGCAGCCUUGCUCGUUACUUUCUUUGUUAUUUUCUUCAUAUUGAAAUGUUGUUGUAAGAAGAAAGGGAAGAAAAGAAAAUACAGCCAGGUCCCUCAAGACGAGAAUCGUGACGUAAUCAAGAAACCCUUAAAGGAGUCGUCGUUAUACAUGACGAACGGUGAUAAAAGCAUGUCGGACGUCACAUCGGUGCACGAAACAUUAGCGGAAGUGGCGGCGUCGGAUGCAGAAAGCGAUGAUCUACCGAUGUCGGCAUAUGGCGAUCAAAUUUCAUUUGUCAGCUUAGAGAGUAAAGCUAGUUGGCUGACGUUAAGUGCGGUAGCUAGUUUGAACUCAAAUAUACAGACAUCGCUUAUUUAUUCAAGGGACAUGAAAUACGUGGCUGGAAAAAUUAUACAAAUAGACGGACUUACGUUCACAGACCAUGACGCGCCAUUGCAAAUAAAAGUCCACGUUGUUGUGUUACCGAUUAAGAAGUACGCCAUUAAAACUCAUUGGUACGAUAUACGAAACUCUAGGUCGCGAAUUGACGAAUAUUUUAAAUUCAAGUUUAAAUUGCCGCCAGCUGAACACCGCGUCAUGUUUAGAUUCCGUGUAUAUGGUCGCAAACAGAGCUUAGGUGUGUUUGGGAGACCUCGUUGUGUCGGCGAAUGUUACAUAAACCUUACUGAAAUCAUAUCUGCUCGUGGUGGGCUAACUAUAUGGAGAGGUUUAACAAGGGGUGUGCCCGAAUCGAUACCAGAAGAAAAAUAAACCACUUUGUUUAAAAAGUAAACAAAAUUGCCGGCGUUGCUUUAAGAAUGUUCAAGAUGGUAGUAUAAUCGCAAAGAUUCCAUGCUUAAAGUAUCCACGCAUCGUGUUAAGUUUUAAAGUUUUAUAUUUAGCCAGUUAUUCUGAAGACUCGUGUUAUAUGUAGCUCAAGCAUAAUAAGGGUCUGGUAAAGAGUUCCGGAAAAAAUUUUUUGUAGUUCUGCUAUGUAUACAGUUACAAUAUAUAUCAAGUACAACAAGUUAACUAUGUUA
Molecule: messenger RNA, 1187 nt
Organism: Hydractinia symbiolongicarpus
Lineage: Eukaryota; Metazoa; Cnidaria; Hydrozoa; Anthoathecata; Hydractiniidae
Exons: 2
Coding region: 130-918 (262 amino acids)
Source: RefSeq, a predicted model, not a curated record